Caenorhabditis remanei is the source of this 642-nucleotide messenger RNA. RefSeq lists its product as uncharacterized. Lineage: Eukaryota; Metazoa; Nematoda; Chromadorea; Rhabditida; Rhabditidae. Gene Ontology annotation, biological process: Ras protein signal transduction. Gene Ontology annotation, molecular function: GDP binding; GTPase activity; GTP binding. The record is from RefSeq and is a predicted model, not a curated record. Gene Ontology annotation, cellular component: plasma membrane. The coding region runs from base 1 to 642 and encodes 213 amino acids. The transcript has 6 exons.
AUGGCGUCGAAAAAAGCGAGCGGUACACUGCCACCACAACAACAAGUCGUGCAUAAAGUGAUUAUGGUCGGAACCGGAGGUGUCGGAAAAUCGGCUCUCACGCUGCAAUUUAUGUAUGAUGAGUUUGUCGAGGAAUACGAGCCGACGAAAGCAGAUUCGUAUCGAAAAAAAGUGGUUUUGGAUGGAGAAGAAUGUUCGAUUGAUAUUCUCGAUACGGCUGGACAAGAAGACUAUUCGGCUAUUCGUGACAACUACUACCGAAGUGGCGAGGGAUUCAUCUGUGUCUUCUCAAUUCUCGAUAUGGAGUCGUUCGAGGCGACCAACGAGUUCCGUGAACAAAUCCUCCGCGUCAAGAAUUCCGACAAUUCGGUGCCAAUCGUCUUAGUCGGAAAUAAGGGAGAUAUGCGUGAACAACGUGUCGUCCCAGCUGAAUUGUGUCGACAACGUGCCGAGCAAUGGGGAGUUCACUACAUUGAGACAUCUGCAAAGAGACGAGAGAAUGUUGAUAAGGUAUUCUACGAUUUGAUGCGUGAGAUGAAGCGUCGAAAGGGCGGCGCCGCCACCCAAAUCGGAAUCGACGCCACCGCGAAUUCGGGACGCAAAAAGCGAUCGGGAAUCAAGAAGCAUUGCACUAUUCUCUAA